This is a messenger RNA of Dendroctonus ponderosae (mountain pine beetle), 1544 nucleotides long. RefSeq lists its product as uncharacterized. Gene Ontology annotation, molecular function: zinc ion binding; nucleic acid binding. NCBI's taxonomy places the organism in Eukaryota, Metazoa, Arthropoda, Insecta, Coleoptera, Curculionidae. The record is from RefSeq and is a predicted model, not a curated record.
GACUGAUCCAGAAGAAAUUGGUCCAACACGUUCCAGAUUCCAGUCCAAGAAGACUAGGUCCUGGCGGCAAAUGUCGGCUUGAAUCAACAAGAACCUCACAAGUGUACAAGUAGAUAAGUACCCUCAUAUUGUUGAAUGUCGCAUGAAUUAUUAUUGUUUGGUCGUUCUCUCACCAAAUGUWAUUUGAUUUAAACACUYUCUCACACGCUCAMUCGCAGAGACUCKCAAGCAGUUCUCUCAAGCAUAUAAUUGCUCUCUCAUACGCUCACUCGCAGAGACUCGUAAGCAGUUCUCUCAAGCAUAUAAUUGCUCUCUCACACGCUCAAUCGGAGAGACUCGCAAGCAGUUCUCUCAAGCAUAUAAUUGCACUCUCAUAAGCAUGCAUUCAGUUAAUUUCUCCUCACACGGCAAAGUCCAUAAUUCUUUUAAAACCCAUAAAUUCAACCUUUCUACGCCACAAACUAUAAACAUGACAUGUUUAUUUUGCAAGAAAAGUGGUCACAAGAUCUACCAGUGUUUGUCUUUUAACGCCCUCAAUCAACAAGAAACGAUAAAUUUCGUUAAGCAUAACAGGCUGUGCUUUAAUUGCUUAGGUUCUCAGCAUACGGUUAAUGACUGUCGUUCUCAAGGGUGUUGCAUAAUCUGUAAGGAAAGACACCACACUUUAUUGCAUUUUGAAGGAUCUAAUUCCAAUCAGGAAAACUCCCGCCAUAUGGCACGCAAAACCCCUUUGUCGUAUGGAGGACGAAAUAUGUCAAUGCUCAAUAAAUUACCACCAUGUAGUAGUGUAGGAUCGAAUUCAAACUCACAGAAUAACGCGGGUCAAGAAAGUUAUAUCCCAAAUAACUCACCGACUCCAAUCAUUACACAUCCUGAAAACAAUACCUUUCACUGCGCUUCAUUGUCUAAGACAACUCUCAGUACUCAAGUGAAAAGUAAUGAAGUUCUGUUGGCAACCGCGAUGGUAAAAUUAUUCACAAUUGAAAAUAAACCAAUUUAUGCGCGAGUCAUACUAGAUUCGUGCAGCACUACCUCUCUAGUUACCAAGGAUUUGGUAAGGCGACUUGGCAUUCGGACUAAAUGUAGUGAUAUGGAAUUAAAUUGUGUGCAAGGAACAGCAAUUUACUCUGGGGCAGUUGCAAGUUUGCAGAUUCAUUCAGCAAUAAAGAAGAAUUGCUCAUUUCGUGUUUCGUGUUGUGUUCUUGAUAAAAUAACCAAGCAAAUUCCCUCUUUCAAAUUAAAUAGAGAGACAAUCCCGAUUUUUGACAAUGUUAAACUUGCAGAUCCCGAUUUUUAUAUCCCCUCUAAUAUUGAUAUUCUGCUCGGGGCAGAUGUUUACUACGGUAUAGUUUUUGGCACUCCUGCUCGAAUUCCAGAAAACUCGUUGUAUUUAAUCAAUACUCACUUUGGCCACAUAAUAAGUGGCCCCAUUUCUUCACAGUCAUUAAUUAGCAACCCACAGUGUGGUAAAGAUAAUAUCAAUUCGGCUACUUGUUUCUUCACACAAAGCUCUCAAUUGAAUGAAGCAAUCGAAAGAUUCUGGA